AUGGAGUCCCUCCGCCCAGCACUGGCGACAAUGCGCCUGUCCGCCCCCGCCAGGCCCUACACACGCCUCUGCCAAUGUCUGCACACGUCGGCGGCACGGGGCGCGACGCCUCUGCCACACCCCUCAGUCCCCGGCCCGCCGCCCGAGACGCCCAAGGCACACCCCUCGGAUGCUGCUGAGCGGGUCGCGCGCAAGAGGAGGCAGGCCGACAUGAUGAAGCAGGCCCGCGAGAUGCGCGAGGCCGCCUCGUCGCCCGCCAACAAGCCCAAGAGCAUGCUGGCCAAGCGCUUCUGGAAGGACGUCUCGGUCAAGGAAACCGACGCCGGCCUGCAAGUCUUCCUCGACCACCGCCCCGUGCGCAUGCCCAACAAGCAGAUCCUCACCGUCCCCGCCUCCAAGCCCCAGCUCGCGACCGCCAUUGCCCUCGAGUGGGACCUCCUCAUGAGCGCCCAGCAGGCCCUCAAGAACGACUACAUACCCAUGACGUCGCUCGCCGCGCGUGCCAUUGACAUUGACGCGGCCGACAAGGCGGGGCAGGCCAACGUGCGCAACGACAUCCUCGCCUACUUUAUGCGCGUGCUCGCUACCGACACGCUGCUGUGCUGGGCGCCCGAGAAGGCCGCCAACGACUACCUGCACGACGGCAAGACGCUGCGCCAGAUCCAGGAAGACGUCGCCACGGGCAUCAUGGCCUACCUGCAGACGCACGUCUUCCCGGGCGUCGACAUCAAGCCGACGCUCGACCCGGACUCGAUUAUCCCCGUCGAGCAGCCCAAGGUGACACAGGAGGUGAUUCGCGGGUGGUGCGCACGUCUGCCGGCCUACGAGCUUGCUGGUCUUGAGCGCGCGGUGCUAGCAUCCAAGAGUCUGCUGGUCAGCGUGCGGUUGAUCCACGAGUGGGCCGAGGCGUUUGCGCAAUCGCGCAAUGCGGCCGAUGCAGGCCGCUUUGGCAUCGAAGAGGCAGCCGAGGCAUGCAGCCUCGAGGUCAAGUGGCAGACGCUGCAGUGGGGCGAGGUCGAAGAUACACACGAUGUGCAGAAGGAGGAUCUGCGGCGACAACUAGGGAGUGCCGUCAUCCUCGUGAGUGGAAACUCGCACAAGCGCUCCAAGUCGGCCAGCGUCAAGAACCUGCUGUCUCGCGUCUCCUCCAGGACCGACGCCGACUCGCUCGACCCCAGUCCCAGCGACAAUUCGCCGCCGGGCUCAGCUACCUCGACCACAUCGCAGCACGCCGCCGUAAUCAAGGGACACAGCACCAACCCCGGCCACGGCCACGGCCGCAGCCUGUCCAAGAAGCACCCCCAUCUCUCUGCCAGCAUGUCGAAUGCCGGUGCGAGCCAGGAUGGCCUCAAUCCCCCCUCCGCCUCCGCCUCCGCCGCCGCUGUCGCCGCCCCAACGUCGCCCACGUCACCCACAAAGUCGACAUCCAUCGAACAGUCGGUCAAGCUGUUUCGAGUCUUCGAGUCCCUGCGCAAUGGCGAUACGGUAGCAAUCUCACGCGCCAUCCGCGAGCAGUCAAACCCCACCGCCGAUGGCGAGACCAACAACAGGGCCUCGAUAAUGCAGCUGCCCACCGCUCGCACAGAGGGAACGUCGAUCCUCCACCUCGCUAUUCAGUGUGCUGAGCUGCCCGUCAUCGAGUUUGUCCUGUCCAAUGCCACUUCAGCUCCGGAUUCGCCCAUUGACAUCAAUGGCCGCGACCGCGAUGGCAACACGCCGCUGCACCUCGCCGCCACCCUCGGCCGCACUGCUGUCGUGCGCGUGCUGCUCGACCAGCCGGGUAUCAACGACUCGGUCACCAACUACAGUGGGCAGACACCGCUCGACCUCGCCCGCACCCCCGAAAUCUUCCAGCUUCUGCAGCUGUCACGCUCCAUUUUCAUCGACACAAACGUGAAGAAGAUACAGCAGAUGGUGGCUUCGGGGGACAUGGAUGCACUAGAGAAGAUACUGCAAGACGCCCGGAUAAAGAGCACCCUCGACGUCAAUGGCGGCGAGCUCGCGACCGAUCCGGUCGUCAUGGAUGCUGGAGGCACGCUCCUGCACGAAGCUGCAAAGAAAAAGGACGUCAAGCUUGCCCAGCUGCUCCUGUUGAACGGUGCCGAUCCAUUCCGCCGCGACCGCAAAGGCAAGCUUCCUCAAGACUACACCAAAGACGACCGUACCCGCGCCAUCCUCAAGCGAUCGCCAGCUGCUGCUGCCGCACAGAGAGGAAUACAGGAAAAGACCAUUCUCGCCGGUGCGCCAGUAGGACAGGCGGCGGCAGAAACUGGAAUGGGUGCCAAGGAAUCGCGUGAGAUGAAGGGAUACCUGAAGAAGUGGACAAACUACACAUCGGGAUACAAGUUGCGUUGGUUUGUCCUCGAGGACGGCGUGCUGAGCUACUACAAGCACCAGGACGACACGGGAUCUGCAUGCCGUGGCGCUAUCAACAUGCGGAUAGCCAAAUUGUACAUGGAUCCCCAGGACAAGCAGCGCUUUGAGAUUCAGGGAAAAUCGUCUGUAAAGUACCACCUCAAAGCAAAUCAUCAAGUCGAGGCCAAGCGAUGGUACUGGGCACUGAACAACGCGAUCCAGUGGGCCAAGGACGAAGCGCGGGAAGAAGAGAAGCGAGCGACGCAGGACCAAGAGAUACUGAAGCAGGCCAAGAUCGAGCAGAUCAAGGGCGAAGGAGACUCUUCCAGUCUCGGUAGCUCCAAACUAGCCAACAGCGCGAAACAUCUUUCUUCGCCAACGACUCUGAGUGUCCCAUUCUCCAGCCUUGAUGCCACAUCCUCUCGUACUGCGGUCAGUGUCACGGAGGACCCUGGAAGCACCUACGAGCCUAGCAUGCACAGCCAGGGCCUGGACAGAAUGGUCAGCCAAAUGGGUCCAGCUACCGCUGGUGGCGACGAUGACGAUGACGACGAUUAUGGGGACGAUACGAGUAGUCACGAGAUGAAGCCUCAGAGCAAGGAUGCCUUCAACAUCACAGCACAGUCGGCAAAGCUGCAGCUGGAUUUGUUAACUUCGGUUUCUGUAGCGCUGCAAAAAGAAAAGGAGCGAUCACCAAACAUGCAGAUUUCCGAUCCCAUCAUGGUGCAAGCGGUGGCCUCGUACGAAUCAGCCAUUGGUAACCUCAAAGGCCUUAUCGGUGAUUUACUCAGAAUCUCUAGGGACCGCGACGCUUACUGGCAGUACCGGCUGGAUCGUGAGGCUAACGUGCGUCGCAUGUGGGAAGAGAGCAUGGCCAAGGUCGCCAAGGAGCAGGAAGAGCUUGAGAAUAGGUACGGCGAGUCGGAGGAAAAGCGCCGAAAGCAGAAAAAGGCCUUACGAGAAGCGCUGCAAGACUAUGAAAAGAGCGAGCCUGGCACGCCAGCCAAGGAAGAGAAGGAUGAGUUUGCUGAUGCUGCUGAGAAUGCUGCACAGCAAAACGAGUUGUUGGCGCCCCCGGGAGCAGCUGCCAAAGCUCAGCAGGUCAGGAGAAAGGCCACUUUUGCUGACAUCGCAGCCGACAUCUCCGACACAGAGUCAGAGGAUGAUGAGUUCUUUGAUGCUGUUGGUGCCGGAGAAGUCGAGGUUGUGGAGAUGCCCCGGCCCAGCACCUCUCACACCGAGCAAGUGGACGUCCCAGUCUCUGCUGACGAUCUAUUUGAGAAGAGGUCUUUGGAUAUAGCCACAGCAUGGGCAGGAUACGAGGACGGUCCACGAAAACGCCUGACUAUGGAUGCAGACGAUAGACCAAAGGUUUCACUUUGGGGCAUUCUCAAGUCUAUGAUUGGCAAGGACAUGACCAAGAUGACUCUGCCAGUAUCCUUCAACGAGCCAACCUCGCUGCUUCAACGUGUGGCGGAGGACAUGGAAUACACCGACCUCCUCGACACCGCUGCUCAACGAGCCGACUCGACCGAGCGUCUGCUCUAUAUUGCUGCAUUUGCCGCUUCAGAAUACGCAUCGACUAUUGGACGUGUUGCAAAGCCUUUCAACCCUCUGCUUGCUGAGACAUAUGAGUAUGCUAGGCCGGACAAGGGCUACCGCUUUUUCAUUGAGCAGGUCAGCCACCAUCCACCAAUUGGUGCUGCCUUUGCCGAGUCGAAGCAGUGGGACUACUACGGCGAAUCUGCGGUAAAGUCAAAGUUCUACGGCAAAUCUUUUGACAUUAACCCACUUGGUACCUGGUUCCUGCGGUUACGGCCUACCGCGACUGGCGGAAAGGAGGAGAUGUAUACCUGGAAGAAGGUGACCUCGUCCGUCAUUGGCAUCAUUACUGGCAACCCUGUCAUCGACAACUAUGGUCCCAUGGAAAUCACCAACUGGACGACGGGCGAGAAAUGCAUACUCGACUUCAAGCCCCGUGGCUGGAAGGCCUCUUCUGCAUACCAGGUAGUUGGCAAGGUCUUGGAUGCAGAAAACAGGGUCCGCUGGAGCAUCGGUGGACGAUGGAAUGACAAGAUCUACGCCAGGUUCACUCCUGGCUUUGAGGAUGCCAACAUCGACCAAGGUGGCAAGGCGUCCAAACAUGACGAUAACAAAGCCUUCCUUGUCUGGCAAGCCAACGACCGCCCGAACAACAUCCCCUUCAAUCUGACGCCUUUUGUGGUGACCCUCAAUGCCAUUCCCGACAAACUGCGCCCGAUUGUUGCACCAACAGACACGCGACUCCGGCCCGAUCAGCGUGCCAUGGAAGACGGUGAGUACGAAUUUGCUGCCACGGAAAAGAACCGCGUCGAGGAGAAGCAGCGUGCUACCAGGCGGCAGCGCGAGGCCGAGGGCAAAGAAUUCACGCCAAGAUGGUUUUCAAAGGGAAGGUGCGACAUCACGGGCGAGGAGUACUGGAUUUUCAACCACGAAUACUGGAAGAUUCGUGACCGUGUGGCAAAGGGCGAGAUGGCGUGGGCCGAUGCUGGGUUGGAGGAUAUCUUCUAGGUUUAGAAAAAUGUCAUGCACACACUAAGCCUACGCCGUCGUAUAAUAAGAGGUGUUUUCUGAAAAGAUACAUAUAGAGAUAAUUAUAACCC
This is a messenger RNA of Exserohilum turcica Et28A, 4997 nucleotides long. RefSeq lists its product as uncharacterized. The record is from RefSeq and is a predicted model, not a curated record. Lineage: Eukaryota; Fungi; Ascomycota; Dothideomycetes; Pleosporales; Pleosporaceae. Gene Ontology annotation, biological process: exocytosis; piecemeal microautophagy of the nucleus; proton-transporting ATP synthase complex assembly. Gene Ontology annotation, cellular component: membrane; intracellular membrane-bounded organelle; cytosol. The coding region runs from base 1 to 4905 and encodes 1634 amino acids. Gene Ontology annotation, molecular function: sterol binding; protein binding. The transcript is spliced from 6 exons.